Messenger RNA from Labeo rohita (rohu), 3133 nucleotides. It is a transcript of the gene rnf175, whose product is annotated as ring finger protein 175. The coding region runs from base 389 to 1339 and encodes 316 amino acids. Gene Ontology annotation, cellular component: Golgi membrane; endoplasmic reticulum membrane. The transcript has 9 exons. The record is from RefSeq and is a predicted model, not a curated record. NCBI's taxonomy places the organism in Eukaryota, Metazoa, Chordata, Actinopteri, Cypriniformes, Cyprinidae. Gene Ontology annotation, molecular function: ubiquitin protein ligase activity; metal ion binding.
UACCUUUUUGGAUUCAUGUCAUAGUUAGUUUGUAUAUUUCAGCUAAUAAAAACGUAUUUUAGAACCUAAAAAACCAUGCACCAUUACAUCUAACAAAAGUGAAUUUGACCAUACUAGCUGAAAACGUUUUUGCUCACUCAUCAGUUCUCGGACAUGUCUAACGGUUCAAACAAAUGAGUCCGCUGGUUGAUGACUCGAAAACUGCUCGGACCCAUUCCGAUUUGGAAGCGAAUCAUUUUUAAUAAGGGACUCCAGAAGAUUCAAUGAAAAGAUUAGAAUCGCAAGAAUGAUUCGUUCACGAAUCGGACAACGAUGGAACUCGACCAGGAUGUCUGCCGGCAGAAUCGUAGCCAUUAAUAGAUGACUGGAAUCUAGACCGAUAUUAAUAAUGGCUGGCUUACAACCUCAGGAUGAUCUUUUGAAAAUGUCCCACAGGGAAAGCUGGAAUAACUCCAGGAUGCAGCACGAGAGGUUGCACGUGAAGCACAGAGGUCAUGAGGCCAUGCAUGCCGAGAUGGUUCUGAUUCUCAUCGCCACGCUAGUGGUUGCUCAGAUUGUCCUGGUUCAGUGGAAACAAAGACAUUGCAGAUCUUACAAUAUGGUCACACUGUUGCAAAUGUGGGUGGUUCCUCUGUACUUCACCAUUAAGCUAUACUGGUGGCGUUUCCUGUCUACGUGGGGAAUGUUCUCUGUUAUAACCAGCUAUGUCAUAUUCAGAGCCACACGCAAGCCGCUUUCCUGCAGAACACCACGGAUGGUGUAUAAGUGGUUCCUCCUCAUUUACAAGUUGAGCUACGCUGUGGGUGUGAUCGGAUAUCUCGCCAUCAUGUUUACCAUGUUUGGAUUCAAUGUUUUUUUCAGGAUUAAAGCAGAGGAUUCAAUGGAUGUGGGUGUGAUUAUGCUUUUUUACGGUCUGUACUAUGGGGUAAUGGGACGUGACUUUGCUGAAAUCUGCUCAGAUUACAUGGCAUCCACAAUAGGGUACUAUAACAUGGGUGGUAUGCCGUCCCGAAACCUUAGUAAUGAUGUAUGUGCCGUGUGUGGUCAGAGGAUUUUUGUGGAUGUUGAUGAGGAAGGCAUCAUUGAGGACACCUACCAGCUCUCCUGUAACCACAUAUUUCAUGAAUUCUGUAUUCGUGGCUGGUGCAUCGUGGGAAAAAAGCAGACGUGUCCAUACUGCAAUGAGAAGGUGGACCUCAAACGGAUGAUGAAUAACCCCUGGGAGAGAACACAUGUUUUAUAUGGACAACUUCUGGAUUGGUUGAGAUACCUGGUGGCCUGGCAACCCAUCAUAAUCGGAAUCGUGCACGGAAUAAAUUUUUCACUUGGACUUGAAUAAACACCUACAGUAUUUGACGCUGUUUAAAACUGUGCAUGUGUUGACCUUUUGCAUAUUUAUUUGUAAAUUUGACAUCUACAGUUUAUAAAUUAAAACAAACAGCCUCUUUUCUGUUUAAUUUAUUAUAUACACAGAUACAGACUCAGACACACAAAUCUUUCAAAAGUGACCUAUGAUGAUACAACAAAGACAUACAGAAGCCCAUCAAGCUGCUGUCUAUCACUCCUAAUCAAAACUGUGCCUCAUUUUGUCUGUCUGUUUAACAGUUUAACAUUGUACUGGUGUAUUUUCUGUAGGUGUGGAUAUUGAAUGGUUAUGUUUUAAUUUGGGUAAUAUGAUGAGGGGUAAGGAGGAGUGAUCGCCAAAUCAGUAUUUUUUUUUUGUUUUGUUUUGUUUUAUGUUGAGCUGGCCAAACUGUCAAAAUACAGGAAGUGACCCGCUCUGUGAAAAAUAAACCAUUUUUAUGUGGCUACUGAUGUGACUGGAGUCUGUAUAAGUUUGCAAAGAUUAGGAAAUUAGGGUGUGUAUUAUUAGUUUAUUCAAAAAAUUUAGGCUGAAUUUAGAUUUGAAUUAAUCAUUAAUCAUUCAACUAUAUGAAAAUGACUCUGUUCAAAAGUUUACAUACACUUAAUACUGUGUUGUUACCUAAAUGAUCCACACCUGUUUUUUUUUUUGUUCACUGAUAGUUGUUCAUGAGUUUCUUGUUUGUCCUGAACUGUUAAACUGCCUGCUGUUCUUUAGAAAAAUAAAAAAAAUUUUUUGCUUUUUCUGUGUGUAUUUCAACCCUUUCCAACAAUGAAUAUAUGAUUUUGAUAUUUAUCUUUUCACACUGAGGACAACUGAGCAACUCAUAUGCAACUAUUCCAUAAAAUUUAAAUGCUCACUGAUGCUCAUGAAGGAAAAAUAAUGCAUUACGAGCUGGUUUAAGAACAGAACUUCUUAAGAACAGCGGGAAGUUUAACUGUUCAGGACAAACAACGGACCCAUGAAUAACUAUCACUAAACAAAAAAAAAAAAGUGGAUUGUUCAGGUAACAACACAGAAUCAAGUGUAUGUAAACUUUUGAACAGGCUCAUUUUUAUAGAUUUUCUCAUGUGGACUAAAUGUCUUUUAUGUGAAAUAUCUUAUUCAGGUCAGUGCUACCUAAAAAUAGCAUGCAUUUUGUAUGAUCCCUCUUACUUUGGUAAAAUAACAUUUAGCAGAUUCUGCAAGGUGUAUGUAAACUUUUGACCUCAACUGUAUAUAUAACAUCACAGCUGUUUUGUACAUUGAUGAUAAGAUAUUUUUAAGCAGCAAAUCAGCAUAUCAGAAUGAUUUCUAAAGGAUCAUGUGACACUGAAGACUGGAGUAAUGAUGCUGAAAAUUAAGCUUUGCAUCACAGAAAUAAAUUAAUUUUAAAAUAUAUUAAAAUAGAAAACAUCUAUUUUCUUGACCUGUUGUUCAGUAGUUUUUCAUUUAAAUAUCUGUUUUAAAGUGACAAUAAAAUUGUUGCAAAUAAAAACUAGCAUUUGCAUUUCAUCUAAAACAAUACAGGACAAGCUUUUCCAAAGUCACUUUUUAAUGCGCUGUACAUUAGCAUGAUAAUGAUAUGGUGUGAUAGCGAUAUUAAUAAAAAAUCAACACAGUCCAAGCAGUAUUUUUGUUGUACGUCGUAAACAGGCACACAUCAACUAGAUAAACUAAAUUCAAUUAAAUAUUCUACUGAAACCAUUUUCAUCAAUAAAGUCAAAACAAUGAUAAACAUUGCAAGGAUGUUAAGGCUGAUUUUUUUUUUUUUUUUUUUUUUUUUUUGUA